Molecule: messenger RNA, 3806 nt
Organism: Daphnia pulicaria
Lineage: Eukaryota; Metazoa; Arthropoda; Branchiopoda; Diplostraca; Daphniidae
Gene: dgo
Product: ankycorbin-like
Exons: 11
Coding region: 526-3315 (929 amino acids)
Molecular function (GO): protein binding
Source: RefSeq, a predicted model, not a curated record
ACUCUGGGCUCAGUUGCCCGUCGGACACGGUCUCUAUCGGAUCGUUUUUUGAGAAUUUUUUAUUUUUAUUUUCGGUUGUUGUGGUUGUUCACGUUCGUUCGUUCGUUUUGAUCAUUUUGGAUAACUUCAGGCCUCGUGUGGAAAUUUGUGUUUGAUUUGGUAAACGGAUUACCUUUGAUUAGUUGGAUUCCAGGAGGUGAUCGUGUGUGUGUGCUGUUUUAGUGGUGUGGUGGUUGAAGGUUGUUGUGUGUGUUUGUUGUUGCAACAACUCGGGUUUUUUUUUUUCGAGACAGCGAAGGACGCCCAGCAUUUUAUUUGUUCGACAAAAUUUCGGUAUUUUUUCGUUACCAUAUCGAGUGCGAUUGUGCUGUGCUGUGUGUGUGUAUGUUUGAUUACAUUUUCCAGAAGACUGGUUCCGAUACUGUUUGUCCGCGCGUGAGUGUGCGACAGUGAUGUGUGGUGCGGAAGUGAUUGCCCCCGUUGGCGGAAGAGAAACCUCCGGCACUUAUCACCAAUCAAGAGGAGAUGCGUAAAUUCCGACUCGUGGCCGGAUUGGGUCGCCAGCCGACGCAGCAACAACAACAACAACAACAGACUCAACGAGAACAACGAGAGGUGGGAAUUGUAAAUGGCGGUGGUGGUAGCCGCGUCUUGGGUGUCACCAGCAACGGACCGGAGACGGCCGCUUCGCUCCUAGCGGCCGGACUCGACGCUCGAGCCGCUGAAUUGGCGUCGGCCACUCCUCUGCAACGGGCCGCGGCCGAAGGCCACGUCGAUAUCGUCCACCAACUCCUCAAACACGGAGCUGACGUCAACCACCAAGACGCGCUGCACGGCAACAGCGCGUUGCACGAGGCGGCCUGGCGGGGCUACUCGCAGACGGUGACGAUCCUGACUCAACAAAAGGCCAACGUCAACGCCGUCAACCGGGCCGGCUUCACGCCGCUCCACCUCUGCUGCCAGAACGGCCACAACGAAACGUGUCGCGUCCUCCUCUGGGCCGACGCCAAUCCCGACGCCAAAAAUCACUAUGGCGACACGCCGUUGCACACGAGCGGUCGCUACGGUCACGCGGGAGUCAUGCGCAUCCUGGUCAGCGCCCAGUGCAACGUCUCCGAGCAGAACAAGAACGGAGACACGGCCCUGCACAUCGCCGCCGCCAUGGGCCGUCGCAAGUUGACUCGGAUCCUCAUCGCCGCCGGCUGUUCCACCAACGUCAAAAACAAGCAAGGGGAGUACGCCGUGGAUAUCGCCCGCCGGAAGGAAUUCCACGAGAUUGUCGGCAUGCUCCUGAAAUCGGCUAAGGUCUCCGGGGCCGGAAGCCUCCACCACGGUGGGGCCGCCCGCGGCUCUUCAUCGGCUCACGCUCACGACCGGAGUAAAAACGGCAGCGCCUCCAAGUCGACGAAAUCCAAGAGGGUCAAGACGGACAGCGCCACCGCCUCCAGCAAGGACGGAAGUCGGAGCAACUCGGCCAAGCCCAAAGAAAGGAAAAGGAGGAAAGAGAAACACGGAUCGCCCAGCAGCGAGUCGGCCGGCAAAAUGGUCAACGGACUGGUCGUCAACUCGCCGUACGGAUGCCACGACAAUCCGGAAUUGGCCAAAAUGCUCCACAAGAAAUUGAACGCCCUGCCGGACAAGCCGUUGAAGAAAGGCGAGCAAUACUUUCUCGAUCUGUCCGGCAAGAUUCAAAAGGGUCCGGUGGGCGUGCCGACCUGCUACUGCGGCCCGGUCCUCCACCGAUUGGAGUGCCGACUGGCCAAAGACAAGCAGGAAAUCCUGCACCGGCUGGAUUCGGCUCAUCUGAGGCUGGACGCCAAGAUCGACGGGCUGGAGCGCAACACCCAGCAGCAGCUGCAGGGACUCCAGCGGACGGUGGACAGUCUGGGACUGGAGAGCAGCGCCGCCGGAUUGCAGCGGGUGCGCAACAGCAUCGUCAUCGACGAUCCGGGCCACGCCACUCCGCCGCUGCCCAACUGCCUGGAACUGGUCAGCAAUAAUUCGACGACGUCGCAUUCCCACCGCGACUCGGACGAGACGGCCGACGUCCACCAACAUCCCUGGAACAACAAUCAAAAGAUGAACAAACCUUCGACCAAGAAGAACAAGAAAUCCGCACCUGGAACAACAUCCGGAGUGGAUGAAUAUCAAAUCAUCCAGUCAUCUCAACCGCCGAUCGAGACGGGCCACGAAGUCCAGUACACGAUGGACAGGCUGGGACUGGAUUCCGGCCAGCAGGAGACGGCCAACAACAAGCAGCAAGCCCUCCAGGCACUCAAGAAUCGUCUGGCAUUGACCAGGAUCCAGGAGCAGCUGGAACUGGACGCCAUUGUCGAGCACUACGAGCGCCGGAAUCACGUCAACGGCUUCAACGGCCACGGAAUCAUCGAAGAUGCGGAAGAGGAAGAAGAAGAAGAGGAGGAAGAAGAAGAAGAAGAAGAUGAAGAGGAAGAAGAAUCGGAAGAAUCGGAAGACGAAGAUUUAAUCCUUCCACCUCCGGCCAUCAUCAGUUCGGAGAAAGCUUCCAUGCUCUCCGAUUCCAGGUACGAGAACUACGAUUAUCCGGCGUCCAUUACGAAACCGCUGCCGUCGUACGGAUUAACCGCGUCGUCUGCUGGGCCUCCUCCGCACCACCACCAACCGAGCGGAGGAGGAGUUGCUAACGGUUCCGGGAUCCUGACUUACCGCAAUUUGCCCUUGCCGCGCUACCACCUGGACACGACGACCGGAUCGUCGGGGACAGAGUCGACGACGACGAAAUUGUUUAAUGGAAUGACGGCCACAACUACCACCGUGGUGGACAUUCAUCAUCACGCCGGAGGCGGCGGAGGCAAUGGCGGAAUCAUCCAGCCGGAUCAUUCGCCGGCCAACAAUUUGCUGGGCGUCAUUAUCGAUCCGGUUCUCUACGCCCGCCAUUUCGCCGGCCAUCACGAUCUGAGAGUUUAUCAAGACGAUCAAGAUCGACACAACGAUUCCGGCUACAGUACAAGGCCCGGAGAAAGUUCCCAAGGGCCGUCUCCGUCCCUGUCAGGGCCGGCCGAGUCGACGGAAGGCGACACGACGGCCAUCGACACGAUCAGCCCUCGAUCGACCCGUCGGAUGGAACAUUUCCAGUCGCAUUUCGCCCGCGAUUUGGCCCAGACGUUGCCGGCCAUGACCAACGGCUCUUCUUCGUCCAACGGCUAUUAUCACCACCAUCAAAAUGGCAAUGCCAACAAUGGGGUGGUGGCCUACCCUCGGGUCAGGUUUGCCGUUCCAGACCAUGAGCAAUCUCACUUCCCACCGGGAACAAUCAGUUCCUCGAGUCUGGUAUGAAAACCCAAAUUAUUUUUCAUUUCAAAAGAGAAAAAGAAGUUGAGAAUUUGAGGGAUAACAGUUCCAAGUCAUCGACGACUGUGAAGCCGGUGUUGUCAUUUUGAUUGUUUGAUUGGACAAUUUUUCUUUUUAAAGAAUAAAAAAAAAUGAAUUAUUAUUAUUAUGAUAACCAGUUCCUUUGUUUGUUUGUUUUUUUAGAAAUAAUGUACAGAAAUAUUUAAAAAGAAUUGCCAUGAGCUGUUAUAGUGUCCUGCCAACGUCUUGCUAUUUAAAAAAUGUUCAGAUUUAACGAAUGAAAUUUUGUGUGAUUCAAUCCCCCCUUAAUCAUUUUUAAUUGUGGAGUUUUUUUUUUCUUUUCAAUAUUUGUAAUGUAACAAGUGUCUAUGCUAGUUGGUUUCAUUUCGUCUCAUCUGUUCAUCCGACAUCCGUGUGUAUCUUUUGGUGUGGCAUGGAAAUGACAAUUGUUUAAAUCAAUAUAUUGAUCAAAAGAG